AUGGGGUCUCGGUUGCGUUACUGCUUGUUCGGCAUCCGCAAGAUGGCCCACGAAACGCCAUGGUUGUGGGACGUAGGCGGCGACGUUGACGACUUCUCAGACGACGACGAUGGUCUUCACCUGGAUCUGAACACUGAUCUUAUCGGCGUCAAUCGUACUACAAAAGAUCUCAAUAUCGUGAACGCUUACAGACCGAAGUGGACAUGCGUUGAGGCCUUCCGCGAGUCCUACCAAAACUGGAGGGACGGCAUUCUGAGAUCUUUCGACCUUGACCAGUCCCGGUUUCAACCUACGUACACCGAGAAGGGACAAGAAAUCAUCAUCGAGGCGCGCCACCCAGAUAACGACAAUCUCCUUGGCUACAUUCACUUCAAAGGUGAUAAGGAUGGUAACUGUGUGGGAGGUCUGAAGGUAGUCAACUUCGAAGCCACCCUCAGAUUUUCUGAUUUAGGCACGGGAUCGACUUCCAAAGCUCGCGACCCUAGACAGACCGGACAACAUGGCGAUGGCAUGAAAAUCUCGUCUCUCGUCUACCGACGCAAUGGAUAUAAUCUUCGCUACGAAAGCGGUGGGUUUGCCUGGAGAUACAUCUACAAGAAAGGUGGCUUAGCCUGCUCUCUCAGUCGGAUUAACGAGAAGAAUCUGAAGAAGAUCAAGGAUAAGGACAAAGGCAAACCCAGGACUCACAGGCACCACGCCUGGGAGGAUGUUUGCUUGGUCAUUGCCGACACGGGGAAAACUAAGGACAUUCGUGGAUGGGAGGCACACGGCAAGCAACUCAACAUCGUCGACUUCAAGAAAUGGAUCAUUGUCACCCUCGAUAUCAAUCCGCCAAAGGAUAUCAUUCGAACGAUACACGGGGAUCUCAUCCGUGAUCCCAGCUACCAGGCGCGCAUGUACCUACGUGGUCUCUCAUUGCCGCGCGGAGGAAAGCAGGGAGACAAAUACGCAUAUGGGUACAACUUUAAUGUCGGGAAUACCAGUGCCGAUCGCGAUGCGCUUUCUGGCUCAGCAGAAGAGAGCGAUGGUAUCACCGCCAUUUGGUCAGCUGCAAUACGCGCAGAUGGGUCUACCGAUUCAGAUCUACUGUCAGACUAUACCAAGCUGCUUCUGGGUUCGAUCAGUAAGAACGGCGAUGUCAUGAUGUUCACUAACGACGAUGGUUCUGAGUCUAUGCCUCGAGAUAUCGCCAAGAAGGUCUGGGAGAAGAUGUUGACGCUCAACAUGGAUGCCGAGGGUCAGGCAGCCUUCUACUAUUCAGCUAGCGAAGGCAACAAUGAAGCCCACGUCAUCGGCGAGAAUUUGCGCAAAAGCCCUACUCCAAUUCACCCCGACUUGUGGAGGAUCUUGAGGAAGUACUCCCUUUGCAGAACGCCACGCGAAGAGCUACUACAUCGCUUUGAGUCUGCGGAGGUCGUGAGUUCUGGACCAGACACUGUCUUUGCGACAAGCAUGCGCACAAUGCUUCAAUGCUUGCUACUCUCUUCUCCAGCCACCCAAGAGAUGGAGCUUACCUUCGUGGACGGCGAACAUCUAAACAUCGACGCUGGUUUCUUCUCGGGUACCUGGAAAGUCCACAGCAAAUGGCUUACUUGGGAAGGCGCACACGAACAAGCAUUCUGCGAAGAGGACGAAUCGGGGACAUUUUCCUGCGAUCAUGCAGUCCUGCAGCUAUGGGACAUCAUGAUCUCUCAGCUUAUCGCAACCGGUGAACAUCCUCGCAUAGCUACUGAAGAACGUUGGCUGAAGAGUAUGGCAAGGAUUCGCUUGUCGCAGAUGCCUAGGUCAGUCGAGUGCCGUCAGACACAGAACAAAGGCGAGCUUAUGGUCACGUGGGAGUCCACAGACUCACACAGGCAUAAACACAAGACGGUCAAGGUCAUUCUACACUGGGGCGGCUGUGAUCUCGUAGGGACAUUGGAUGAGAACUGUCUGAACCAUGACGGUUCUGUCGAGUCUGGUCCACGCCCUACAACUGCAGACGCGAUCGAUCCGCGUAACAACGACCAAACUCCUUACGUCGACGAAGACGAUGAAAUGGAAGACAACGCCGAUCUCUACCGAUCUCCAAUUUCCGGCACUAAAGUUGAGCACAAGUCGCUCGAUUGGGGUGGUAGCUUCCCUGGAAGCCACGACUUCUACCGAACCCGCGACGAGCCAGACCAAGAGAUAUACAUCCUCAAACCCAAGAUCAGCACGAUGAAACCACGUAACAAGAGAAUGCUUUCUGGAGCCACCGAGCGCGGUGGUGCCAAGAGAUUGCGGACGAACAUCGUGGCUAACCGCGAGGACUCGUCGGCAUCCAACAAGAUUUCGGGUGGAGAACUUGAGGACGGUUCAGACACAGAUAGUCGACCCAGUCCUUUCCUGCGUCGUGGUGAGUCUGCUAUGACCCUGCGACCGGAAAGACGUAUGAACUAUCGUGAGGGUCAUCCAGGGCAGGGAAUGCGAUGGUGA
Molecule: messenger RNA, 2457 nt
Organism: Alternaria ethzedia
Lineage: Eukaryota; Fungi; Ascomycota; Dothideomycetes; Pleosporales; Pleosporaceae
Exons: 6
Coding region: 1-2457 (818 amino acids)
Source: RefSeq, a predicted model, not a curated record